Neomonachus schauinslandi (Hawaiian monk seal) is the source of this 5328-nucleotide messenger RNA. It is a transcript of the gene BRI3BP, whose product is annotated as BRI3 binding protein. Lineage: Eukaryota; Metazoa; Chordata; Mammalia; Carnivora; Phocidae. Gene Ontology annotation, cellular component: mitochondrion. The record is from RefSeq and is a predicted model, not a curated record. The transcript is spliced from 3 exons. The coding region runs from base 108 to 836 and encodes 242 amino acids.
GCGGCGCGCAGCCCCCCGAGCGCGCCAACGCGGUCCCCGCCGGAGCCGCGGCGUCCCCGGUGCGGCCCUCAGCCCCGCUCCUGACCCCGCAUCCCGCCGGCCCCAGGAUGGGCGCGCGCGCCUCGGGCGGGCCCCGGGCCCGGGCUGGGCUCCUGCUGCUUCUGCUGCUCCUCGGGCUGCUGGCCCCGGGCGCGCAGGGGGCGCGGGGCCGCGGCGGCACCGAGAAGAACAGCUACCGCCGCACGGUCAACACCUUCUCGCAGAGCGUCAGCAGCCUGUUCGGCGAGGACAACGUGCGCGCCGCUCAGAAGUUCCUGACCAGGCUGACGGAGAGGUUCGUGCUGGGGGUGGAUAUGUUUGUCGAAACGUUGUGGAAAGUUUGGAUGGAGCUCUUGGAUGUUCUUGGACUUGAUGUGUCGAACCUGUCCCAGUACUUCAGCCCGGCCUCGGUGGCCAACAGCCCGGCCCGCGCCCUCCUGCUGGUCGGCGUCGUCCUCCUGGCCUACUGGUUCUUGUCUCUGACCCUGGGCUUCACCUUCAGCCUCCUGCACGUGGUGUUCGGCCGCUUCUUCUGGGUCGCGCGGGUCAUCCUGUUCUCCAUGUCGUGCGUGUACGUCCUGCACAAGUACGAGGGGGAGCCGGAGAACGCCGUCCUGCCCCUCUGCUUCGUGGUGGCCAUCUACUUCAUGACCGGGCCCAUGGGCUUCUACUGGCGCAGCGGGCCCAGCGGCCCCAGCGUGGAGGAGAAGCUGGAGCACCUGGAGAACCAAGUCAGACUGCUCAACAUCCGCCUCAACAAAGUGCUGGAGAGUCUCGACCGCGCCAACGGCAAGUGACAAUCAGCCAGCCGGCCGGGUCCCCUCACGCCAGCGCCCGCUCUCAGAAAACAGAAACGGAGAAGGAAGAAGAGAGCCCCAAACCCCAAACAAUCUCAAUAAACGUUCCUGAGCGCGGCGGGGGGCGCUCUGUGAGGGUCUUUCCGGCCACGUGUCGACCCUGAGGACGCGUUCCCAGCAGAAUGAUGGGAUCGCUUGUGUAGAACCACCACCAAGUGUCAUUAGUGGGGGGAACAUAUUUUUUAAACAAAGGAUAGAAUCACAUUAGCUGUACAGUAAGAGUUUAUCUGUGCAUAGAGCAUAAAGUUAAUUUUUUCAAGCACUUAAAUACAUCUUUUGUAAGGUUUUUUAACAAAGGCAGAUCGAGUCAAGUUUAAUCAAACUUUACGUUGAGGGGAAGAAUAUGCUAAUGGGACACUUUGGAGUAAAAGCUCCAAUUGCUGGCAUUUGAUUCACAGCAUAGGGCUUGGUGGGGGAGGUCUGGGUGCGUUAUUCUCACGUCCCAAAACCGUGGGCUUCAUUUUCUGUUACUUUCAGUUGGGCUGAUGGAUGUUGUCGGUUCUGGGUGUGGGCGCUUGGGGUCCAGGACGGAACUAAACAUCUUUUGGGUCCUAGUGACCCCAGCCAGGUGCCUGUCAACUAUAUUUCUAAAAGGAAAGAUUAUUAUUUGUGGAAAACCUGAGAUUCCUUGGUUGGUUUGUUUAUUUCCCUUCUGAACUUUGAUGUAUGUAACCUCCACGUUUUGUAAAGGAAAACUCAAGGACCAGGCAAAGAAACGUCUCUGGGGUUUGACGCCGAGAGCCAUGGGCGGGGGAGCACCGAAGCUCCCUCUGGCAGGAGUCUGUUUGAUGCCCUCGUGACGCCGUCUGCCAGCUAGACCUCCAGACGAAAGGUCUGCCCUGCAGGGUUGUUGUUUGUUUCCUUGUGGUUUUGGUGGACUCAGGACCAUGGAAGGAAGACAAACCGUAGCAGCUAAUAACAUUUCCGAGUCUGUCGCUGCUUCUAAGGCAUUCUCAGGAACAAUAAGCAGCGAGAAACACGCCUUGGAGAAGAUCCGAAUUAUUUUUCCUGAAAUUUUUACCAUCCAUGUGUUAGGUGCUUUCUGUCUGAAGUCUGUGGUGCCCUCAUCUUAGGUAGUGCCCAGGGGCAGAGAGGGACGUACCAGGCAGACAGCAGUGGGGGGCCUCGGCAGGGGCGCCUUGCGAGGCUGGGUCAGGGGUGCAGGGAAACACCCCAGUCUCGGCCCCCCCGGGCCUGUCGGUAAGCACCGGGGAACACACAGCAAGGAGGGGAGGCUCAGGCUUUGGUGGAAGGCAGUUUCGAAGGCGGCCAGGGGUUGUGACUCCCUCCACGAUCCUUCCCGGCCCCCCUCUGUGCCCCGGGGGUCCCCUCACGGAGCCCCUGUAUGCAGAUUUGCAGAGACCUCUGUCAGAUUGGGCAGAACCAAGAGCCCACGGUCCACAUAGCAUUCUGGAGAAAACCCAGCUGUCUGCCAACUCUUGUGCGGUAUUCCCGGGAAGUUUUAUUUUGGGUUGCAAGUAUCGGGAAAACAGGAGCAGCUGUUUUUGAGAAUGUUGAUGAAACUUCUGCUUUUAAGGUGCACAUAAUGGGACCCAAACUUGGUUCAUGUCCUGAAACGCAUACCUGUUCUCCAGGGUGUGCUCGGGCAAAUCCUUAUCCAUGGGCAUCUGGAGCCCGUGGUUUCUGGAUCGAAGCUGUUCCAGUUUUGCCAUUUAGAUACUUCCAGACAAAUCUCUUUUAGCACAGGGUACGGGGAGGCCAUCCUUGCCCUCCUUCCUUUUGUGCAUUUGGCUUUUGUGUAUUGGGAGUGUUUGGUACUAAAUAAAACAUUGCUUUGCCCACGUUGGCGGGGGGAGAAUUGGCAUUUGGUGCGCAAGGGCUUUAAAGUCCUCAACUAUCAUGGGUCUGGAUAGAAUAUCCACCUCGUUCCCCCUGCCACCUUCCCACACGAAGCCUGAAGGUGUAGACAGGAACACUGUUUUAAUCUCCGGUAAAUCAAGGACGGCUCGUGCCUCUGGGCCCCGUUGCGCUGAGACCGGGAGCAGCAACUAGAAAUCGCUGUUGGGAAGAUGCACCACUUUUACCCAAUGAGCCAAGUGUGGGCUCUGAGGCCAGUCUUAGAAUCUGAUACACUCAGAUGAAAGAUGGCUUUGUCUUCAAUGAAAGAACCUAUAGUUAAAUAGGCGUAUCACUUCAGGGCAGAACGUUAUUUGAAAUUUGGGUAGGAAUCGUGGAUGUUAGAUCUGGAUAAAUCUUGCUCUUUGAUGCACAUGUUUGCUUUUUGUUUUGGGCAUCUUCUUACCUCCAAAUAGUUUGGGAUUUUUUUUUCUUUCUCCCUUCCAUGGAAGCUUGUUAGGGUACUUGGCCUCUCCCAGAGCUCCCCAUCUCUUCUUUUUCCUCUCUUUUGUACAUGGAAAAAAAAAUGUAUUUUUGUACCAUAUCUCAUGCCUGGAAGAGAAACCCUUUUUUUAUGUCUCCCGGGCCGUAGAACAUAUUAGUGCAACACUUCGGUCAAUGUGAUGUAAAAAAUCCUGAUGAGAACUACUGUGAAUGGGUUGUCACUACGACUCUGUUUUCUAGAUCUCUUAAAGUUCAUCAGUGUUUAUUUCCCAGUGCCUCAGUGUCCUGCCACACGCCACGAACAGAAAAGAGAAAGGACCAACUCUCUCUCUGACUGGCUGGAUUUGUGCGGCUGCUCCGGAGUCUGGGUUGACAAUGACCUCUGCCCUGAGAGCUAACAAAGGUGUUUCCGCGGCGCACCGGCCUUCCAUCAGUACAUUCCCCGCAGCGAUCAGGAUCGGCAUCAUCAGCCUUCUGGGGGCUUGGGGCUUUCUGUUUCAGCGAUACCCCCAUCCCUUCUGGUAACAAAAUGCAGCGAUAGAAUUUCUCGAAAGCCGGUCUUGUGCAUUGUGCCACGGUCUUUAUUGAGAAAGGUAACUGGGUGACUGGCACGGGAGGCCAAUACCAUUGAAAGAAGGUUUGUCACAGGGUUCCCUAAAGCCAAUGGGCACUGCAUGCCACGCAGGGCCCCCCGAAGCCCUUCAUGUGCAGGGUCGGGAAUCAGAGAAGGGGGUCCGUGCUUGAUGACUAUGGUCGUGGGAGGUGACCAGGUUCGAACAACCCCUCCUGGGUGCCAGGGGCAAACGUGCAGAUUGGGGUCAGUGGUUGCGAGGAUUAUACUAGGACUUUGCUGAGGGUAGGCUCGUGGGGAAGAUGUAAACCCCGUUGGCUGCUAGUCUGUCUCUGACUCAGCAGCCUUACGGAGAAGUGAGGAACAAUGUCACAUAGCCAAUGCAGCAUCGAAAACAUGGUGCAUACACCCUGUGCCUGGUGGCAAUCCCGAACCGCUUCAUUUCUAUGCCUUCUGCUUCUUAAGCUGCUCUAGAUGAUUGGCACCUGAUCACCCCUCCCUGAUGAGGUUUGAUUGUCUGACUUAACCCAAAAGCCAGCUCUGGCCGUCUAACUGGCUCAUGUUAGAAGGAGUUCCUAAGGCCCUAAGUUGUCAUUCCCCCUUCCACAACUUAAAAAAAAUAUAUAUAUAUAUACAUAUAUAUAUAUAUAUAUAUAUAUGUAUAUAUAUAUAUCUCCAUUCUGCAAAGUUUUGUUUAUGGUCAUCUGAGUAAUUGGACUUUUGCUUCUCAGUUGUGAAUAGUGAGUAAUAGAAUUAUAUAUUUUUUUGCAGGAUCUAACAUAGUACCCUUAAAAUUAGUAUUGGACAGCCGUCAAUAUGAUGUACAGUAUCUGGGAUAAACAAACUUAGUUCAGUGUACUGAAUUCUGUGCUUUCCUCCUCAAUGAUUCCCCGAUUUGCAGGAGAUAUACCAGGACUGGUUUUGCCAUUGUGGUGGCAUAAAAGGCUGAUUGUCAUUUGCAUCGUCUACUGAAAAACCUGUGGCAGCUAAUGAUGUCAUUGACCCUAUGUUCUAAUGUCUUUUUGCAGAUUUAAAGUUUUUGUUAUAGUGUCAGCUUUAAUAUUCGCAUGUGUGUUAAAUCUCUGGAUACCGUGUAAUUAAACUGAUUUCUUGUGGUGACGGUGAUUAGUGCUCACUUAAAAUCCAGCGAAGCAACUAUUUCCCCUCUUAACUGGAAAUCAUAUUUGUGAGGUAUGGUGUCCAUUAUCAACAGUGUAUUCAUGAUUCAGUUCAUAUUUUGUGUAUCUGAUAAUAAAUUUUCUAUAGCAUUUGAUUUCACACUUAAUAUAAACCCAUUUGAUUUGAAUAUGGUGGUGUGUGUGUGUAUGUGAUGUGUGCACACUUUAGUUCCGUAAGCCUUGGAAAACUGAUUCUAUGAAUAUCAAAUAUAGACAUAAAUGUAUAAGGCUUAUUUUAUUUGCAAAAUGGUACCUACAUUCCUCCUAUUUAUUAAAUCACUGGCUUUAGUGUUCUGUAGAGAUAUUUGUAGACCGAUUUCAGAACGGAAUGAAAAUAUUGUGAAAUUACAGCUUAAUAAAUGUUUAUUGUAAUUUUGUUGUA